GCUCUGAGCGCGCCGCCGCACAGGAUUCUGCAUCUGUUUCAUAGAUUGGUCUAAAAUAGAAAAACAGUGGCAACGAUUUGCUGAGUUUCCAGACUUUUCCCAAGAUGGAACCAAUAACAUUCACAGCGAGAAAACAUCUGUUUCCUAACGAGGUCUCAGUGGAUUUCAGCCUUCAGCUGGUGGGCUCGCUGCCCGUGCACUCUCUCACCACGAUGCCCAUGCUGCCCUGGGUGGUGGCGGAGGUGCGAAGGCUCAGUGCUCAGACUUCCAAAAGGGAGCCUGGCACCAAGCAAGUCAGGCUUUGUGUGUCGCCCUCUGGAUUGAAAUGUGAACCCGAGCCAGGGAAGAGCCAGCAGUGGGACCCACUGAUCUGUUCCAACAUCUUUGAGUGUAAACCUCAGCAUGUCCACAAACUGAUCCACAACAGUCACGACCCAAGUUACUUUGCUUGUCUGAUUAAGGAUCACAAAACCAGUCAGCAGAGCAUCUGCUAUGUGUUCAAAGCCGACGAUCAAACAAAAGUGCCUGAGAUCAUCAGCUCCAUCCGGCAGGCCGGGAAGAUUGCCCGCCAGGAGGAGCUCCACUGCCCCUCGGAGUUUGAUGACACGUUUGCCAAGAAGUUUGAGGUGCUCUUCUGUGGCCGUGUGACGGUGGCUCACAAGAAGGCCCCGCCAGCCUUGAUUGACGAGUGCAUCGAGAAGUUCAAUCACAUCAGCUGCAGCAGGAAGGCCGAAUUCGACUUGGGCUCCCAGAAUUCGGAAACCACAAACCCCGUGGGAGGGUUUUCCUUCACGGAUAAGUUCCGAUCUGUGCUCCAGCCCGUGGGGAAUGGGGAGCAGAGCCAGAGGCCUAUGCGCAAAUCCUUCUCCCAGCCCGGCCUGCGCUCCUUGGGCUUUAAGAAGGAAUUUCAAGAUGGAAGCCUUCGGAGUAGUAGUUUUUUUAGCUCUUUUGAGGAAAAUGACAUCGAGAACCACCUACUUAGUGGACACAAUAUUGUGCAGCCAACUGAUAUUGAGGAAAAUCGAACUAUGCUCUUCACGAUUGGCCAGUCUGAAGUUUACCUCAUCAGUCCUGACACCAAAAAAGUAGCAUUGGAGAAAAAUUUUAAGGAGAUAUCCUUUUGCUCUCAGGGUAUUAGACACGUGGACCAUUUUGGGUUUAUCUGCCGAGAGUCCUCGGGAGGUGGAGGCUUUCAUUUCGUCUGUUACGUGUUUCAGUGUGCAAAUGAAGCUCUGGUUGAUGAAAUUAUGAUGACCCUGAAACAGGCUUUCACGGUGGCUGCGGUGCAGCAGACAGCUAAAGCACCGGCCCAGCUGUGUGAGGGCUGCCCUCUGCAAAGCCUGCACAAGCUGUGUGAACGCAUAGAGGGAAUGAAUUCUUCCAAAACUAAACUAGAACUACAGAAGCACCUGACCACAUUAAGUAAUCAGGAGCAAGCAACUAUUUUUGAGGAGGUUCAGAAAAUGAGACCGAGGAACGAGCAACGGGAGAAUGAAUUGAUUAUUUCUUUCCUGAGAUGUUUAUAUGAAGAGAAGCAAAAAGUUCACGUCCAUAUUGGGGAGAUAAAGCAGACACCACAGAUUGCAGCAGAGAAUAUUGGAAGUGAAUUACCAUCAAGUGCCACCCGAUUUAGGCUAGAUAUGCUGAAAAACAAAGCAAAGAGAUCUUUAACUGAGUCUUUAGAAAGCAUUUUGUCCCGGGGUAAUAAAGCCAGAGGCCUGCAGGAACAAGCUGCCAGCAUGGACCUGGACACCUCCAUGUGUAGCACAUCAAGUAACACUAGCAAAGAGCCAUGUGUGUGCGAGAAGGAAGCCCUGCCUGCCUCCGAGAGCUCCUUCAGACUCCUGGGCUCCUCGGACGACCUGUCCAGUGACUCGGAGAGCCACCCUGCUGAGGAGUCCAGCCUGCUCUCGCCUCAGCUGGGCUUCCGGAGGCGUGCCAACACCCUGAGCCACUUCCCCGUGGACGGCCAGGAGCCCCUGGCGCCAGCUGAGAGCCCUCCUGGGGUUUCCCAGAGGAAACUUAUGAGGUAUCACUCAGUGAGCACAGAGACGCCUCAUGAACGAAAUGUGAACCAUCCACCAGUGAGCGAGGCUAAAAGUUGCUCAGGUCAGUCUUCAGCUCCUGCUCAUCCAUCUCGUCUUAACCCCUCUGCAUCCUCGCCAAAUUUUUUUAAGUACCUAAAACAUAACUCCAGUGGAGAACAGAGUGGGAAUACUGUGCCAAAGAGCAUCUCCUACCGUAAUGCCCUGCGGAAAAAACUUCAUUCUUCUUCCUCUGUGCCAAAUUUUCUAAAAUUUCUGGCUCCUGUAGAUGAAAAUAACACCUCUGACUUUAUGAACACAAAAAGGGAUUUCAAAUCCGAAGCCAGCCACCUGGCCGAUGGUGGCGGGAGCCCUGUGAGGACUCGAAGGCCCUCGUGGAGGCAGCGGAUAUUCCUCCGAGUAGCCACGCCACAGAAGGCAAGCGAUUCCCCCAGCAGACAUGAAGAUUAUUCAGAGCUGGGAGAGCUCCCUCCGAGAUCGCCUCUAGAACCAGUUUGUGAAGAUGGACCUUUUGGCCCGGUACCGGAGGAAAAGAAAAGGACUUCACGCGAGCUUCGUGAGCUGUGGAGAAAGGCCAUUCUCCAGCAGAUACUGCUCCUCAGAAUGGAGAAGGAAAAUCAGAAGCUACAAGCUUCUGAAAAUGAUUUGCUGAAUAAACGUCUAAAGCUUGACUAUGAAGAAAUCACUCCUUGUCUUAAAGAAGUGACUACAGUGUGGGAGAAGAUGCUCAGCACUCCAGGAAGAUCAAAAAUCAAGUUUGACAUGGAAAAAAUGCAUUCAGCUGUUGGGCAAGGUGUGCCACGUCAUCACCGGGGUGAAAUCUGGAAAUUCCUCGCCGAGCAAUACCACCUUAAACACCAGUUUCCCAGUAAACAGCAGCCAAAAGAUACACCAUACAAAGAACUCUUAAAACAGCUCACCUCCCAGCAGCACGCGAUUCUCAUAGACCUGGGGCGGACCUUCCCCACACAUCCAUACUUCUCUGCCCAGUUGGGAGCUGGACAGCUGUCACUUUACAACAUUUUGAAGGCCUACUCGCUUCUGGAUCAGGAAGUGGGAUAUUGCCAAGGCCUCAGCUUUGUAGCAGGCAUUUUGCUACUUCAUAUGGGCGAGGAAGAGGCGUUUCACAUGCUCAAGUUUCUGAUGUUUGACAUGGGACUGCGGAAACAGUAUCGGCCGGACAUGAUUAUUUUACAGAUCCAGAUGUACCAACUCUCACGGCUACUUCACGACUACCACAGAGACCUCUACAACCACCUGGAGGAGCACGAGAUCGGCCCCAGCCUCUACGCCGCCCCCUGGUUUCUCACUGUGUUUGCCUCUCAGUUCCCCCUGGGGUUCGUGGCCAGAGUCUUUGAUAUGAUCUUUCUUCAGGGAUCAGAGGUCAUAUUUAAAGUGGCUUUAAGUCUGUUGGGAAGCCAUAAGCCCUUGAUUCUGCAACAUGAAAACCUAGAAACUAUAGUUGACUUUAUAAAAAGCACACUACCCAACCUGGGCCUGGUGCAGAUGGAAAAGACCAUCAGUCAGGUGUUUGAGAUGGACAUCUCUAAACAGUUACAGGCUUAUGAAGUUGAGUACCAUGUGCUUCAAGAAGAACUUAUCGAUUCCUCUCCUCUCAGUGACAACCAAAGAAUGGAGAAAUUAGAGAAAACCAACAGCAGCUUACGCAAACAGAACCUUGACCUCCUUGAACAACUGCAGGUGGCGAAUGGUAGACUCCAAAGCCUCGAAGCCACGGUUGAGAAGCUCCUGACUAGUGAAAGCAAGCUGAAGCAGGCUACCCUGGCCUUGGAGCUGGAGAGGUCAGCCCUGUUGCAGACGGUGGAGCAGCUCCGGAGGCAGACUGCAGAGCUGAGUGGUCCAGGGCCUGACUGUGUGCAGCCCGGGCCCGCGGGUGACUGACCGCACAGGGACAGCCCCUUCCAGUGCACAGCUCCAGAGAUGCUGGGACGCCACCCUAACACUGGCCAGGACUUCACUGAGAGACAGAAGAUGCUGGCAGAAGAAGGAAGCGUGACGAGAGCUGCUCAGGGAGGAGACUGGCUCGCCAGCAUGCAGAUUCUUCUGAAGGAAAACUUGCAUUUCAGGGGGGCGAACGUCCCAGUGCUUUUGUUGUUGUUUAGGUCCUGAUUCACUCCUUCUCCAGUCCUCAUUGCUGUAUUCAUAGAUCUAGAUGGCAUGGACAGGAAUAAACACACCUUUCUAUUUCCUUGUCGUUUCCUUUUUCACUGCAGUUGUGAGGAGCAUUCGUAACACUGUAGAAUUUCUCAGAAGCUGGAAGGGCCACAGGUGCUUUCUUUGGCAAAGAUGUGGGUCGGUCAUUCUUCCAAAGAGACUAUACCCUCAGCCUCUCUGACCGGGCACAGCUGGCCCUCGUCCACUUUUGUUACGGAUGCCUGGGAUGACCCUGGGCAGAGACUGAAAGUGAUGUACUUAAAUCUGGCAUCUUGAAUUUGAUCACUGUCUUUAGUGCUUGAUGAAGUUUUGUUUUUGUUUUUUGUUUUUUUCUUUUUUAAAUAGUAUGUUCAUGCACUUUGUGCUUAGCUCUGACAUACUGAACAAAAUCCUUAAUAAAUGUUUUGGGGAAAGUUCAUUCUUCGGGCUCCCCCAGGUUCUACUGGCGUGUGACCCGCACUUGCUGUCUGAGGUAUUUCUUGGUGGUGGUUCAUAUCCGUAUGGCAUAGCGUGUGUCCCUGUCUGCAGAUGUGGCAGGUGAUGCAGCUGUGUGUCCUUUUGAGCCUUUCCCUAGGGAAAUCUGAUUCUUUGUAGCAUUAGCAGUUGCACAUCAGGAUUUUCAAGGGUGCCAGAGAUUGUGGGCCUUUCAGGAAAGGGAUCAGGCCAGUUGAGAGCAGUUUCUCAGAGGCACAAUGUGUCUUGAACACAACUCACAAUGUAGCAACCCCCUCCUGCAGGAGGUUGAGGUCCCUGUGCCUUUAACAAGCUAAAGCUGCUCACCUUCACCCUGGUGCCCACCACCACAGUGAGGCCUCACUGAUCUGAAAGGGCGAUUUCCCCACAAAGGCCCGGGUGAGGGAAGAACUGUGAGCACCUAUCACUUCUCCAACAGCAGAAACACUCUGGUCUUCAUCAGUGUGACCACUUCUAUUCUACAGGAGUUUCUUUGAUCCUCUCAAGGGAGGGGCCUUCUUAAGCCCAAAGGGAUUUUCAUAUGGGAUCAUUAGCCCUGUCGGGAGUUUAUGGUACCACUCCCAGUGCCUAACACUCAGCGGACUUUUGGGACUGCCGUGUCAGCGGGUCACAGUUCCCUUCCUAAAUCAAGACGUCACCCCUUGAUCCCGAGCUGUUCCGCCAGAUUCAGCUGGAGGAGUUAACAUUUGAGGGCUGUUUUCCACGUCCUUUCCUGUCUGAAUGUUGAUGUUGAAUUUGGGCAUCUUGUUACUGUCACUCAAAACCACUGACUCUGCAUUAAAUAAAAAACAAGAAAGCAAUAAAACAAAGACUUCAU
Molecule: messenger RNA, 5511 nt
Organism: Talpa occidentalis (Iberian mole)
Lineage: Eukaryota; Metazoa; Chordata; Mammalia; Eulipotyphla; Talpidae
Gene: TBC1D1
Product: TBC1 domain family member 1
Exons: 22
Coding region: 105-3947 (1280 amino acids)
Source: RefSeq, a predicted model, not a curated record